Messenger RNA from Hydractinia symbiolongicarpus, 2522 nucleotides. Its product is annotated as PR domain zinc finger protein 5-like. Gene Ontology annotation, molecular function: protein binding. Gene Ontology annotation, cellular component: nucleus. The transcript has 5 exons. Lineage: Eukaryota; Metazoa; Cnidaria; Hydrozoa; Anthoathecata; Hydractiniidae. The record is from RefSeq and is a predicted model, not a curated record. Bases 314 to 1393 code for a protein of 359 amino acids.
ACUUUCAAAAGAAAAGCAAAACAGAGUUUAUGUAUAAAAACAGUAUGCCGACCAAUAGAAACGAAUUCAUACCGAAUUCAUGAAUAAUUAAUUAUUUUCGUUUCAAAAAUAGCUCAUUUUAGGCAUGUUGUUCUUCCUUUUUUUGAUCAAGAAAAAUCGAUUAUUGUUAUUGUGGAGUAAUAUUUAUAAACGUCUCCCAUGGUACGGUCUGGACUAAUUCAACAACCGAUUUUUAGAGAUAGUUGUAAAAGAUUAAAAUCUGCAUCGUGGAGACACCUAUUUCUUGCCGAAAGUGAACAACGUGGUUGUCGAGAUGGAAAAGGGAACAAAAUUUUCCGAGGAACUCAUACAUAAAUAUCUGUAUGGCUACAAAACAGACAUGAGGCUUGUCUCUUCCGAAGAUGUUUUGCAUACUUUGCAGAAAGAUUUGUCAAGGAAAUGUCACAGGUUACCAGAAACUCCUCCACUAUCUCCAAGAAAAAUUCGAGUCCCAGACGAAGUAUCUCUAUGUACUUCAAGUGUGCCUGGGAACCUGUUCGGAGCAUGCGCAAUUAAAAGAAUACCACAUGGAACAUGGUUUGGUCCAUUUGAGGGAAAGUUGGUGCGAACGACGGAUGUGACUGAAGGAGUCAAUAAUGAAUAUAUGUGGGAGAUAUUUCACGACGGAGAAGUCAGCCAUUUUCUCGAUGGAUUCAACGAGAAUAAUUGGAUGUCAUUUGUUCGAUGCGCUCGUCAUAAGAAGGAGCAAAACUUAGUGGUGUUUCAAUAUCACGGUUGCAUUUAUUAUCGCACCACCCGCGAUAUUCAUCCUGGUAGCGAGCUACUUGUGUGGUAUGAUACCAAAUAUACCCAACUUCUUGGGAUACCUUUAGCUUGGAAUGAUAACAGAAAUUCCAACAACAAGAGAAAAUCACAAAACCAAACAGAAUCUGAUCCAAAUAAAAGAAAGAAGGACGCUACCACAUCUUUACUUCAAAAGCUAGAACCCAAACCGUCUCCUCGCAAAACAUGCGAUAUAGAAACGUUAAUCGACGUAUCAAAAAAGCUGGAGAUGCAAUCUAAAACUUUAUCCUUGGAUUUAUCCCCUACCUUACCAAUGAGAUGUGAAAAGUGCCAUUUUUCUUUCCAUUCUAAAGAUCAACUACUUAACCAUAAAUGCAUGGCCGUAUCCUGGACUCCAACCAGCCGUCUACCAAGCAUGGAUAAAUUUCGAGAGAAUUAUUUCAACCGACCCAUACAUGUGAUGCCGUACACAGAUCCUAUUUCCUAUUAUAACAACUAUUUUCAACGCAACGUAUCCAAUUACCAUUAUCCUUCACCACCAAUGGAUCCGCUGCGUCAAUUAUCAUCUGUAACUCAUAAGGGUGCCCCUAUAGCCAUAAAAAACUUUUAGAAACACAGAUAUAUAUAUAUAUAUAUGUAUAUAUUUUAUUAUUAUUAAAGUAGUUUAUUAUAUACGGUAAAGAAGUUUUUUAGGAGAUAGUUGCGUUGCAUAGAUACUAUUGUGCUUUUUUAUACUUUUGUUUUGCUGGCAGUUAUGAUGCUCAUAAAGUUUUAGUCUAAAGUGAGAUAAUUGACAUUGCUUCUAACCAAUUUAAAACUUAAAUAGUUUCCUUGUUUUACUUUCUUUAUAUUUCAUUUCUUCAUUUUUUCUGCGUUAAUUUUCUAGUUUUUGUUUGAUAUAUUAGAUUGCGGCUUUGUCCAUUGAACUUAUUGACGCGGCUCAGAAACUUUUAUUAGCUCUCGUGUAGGUAAAAAGAUUUGCAACGAAGAUAUUAUCUUCUUUGCUCAAUUUUAGUUGAUAUAGUGGUUUAAAGCCAGCUAAAUAUGCCAGUGAAAUAAGAACAGAUGGUGUUUUGACUAUAUUUUUUAAAUCAUGCUAAUAUCGUUGGUAACCUGCCCAAUUGUUUUCUGCAUAAAGCAUAGUGCAAAUCUUUUUGCCUAGGCUAAAUGUUACUAAAAAAUAUAGCUAUUGACAUGCAGCCAAGAAAAAAUUAAAAAGUUCAAUUAGUGUUUUCUAUGUUAUUGUUUAUUUUUAUUUCCUGUAGCUUUUGCUAUGGUUUUUGUUGUUGGCAGUGACGUUUUCGUUGUUGUUGGUUAGUUUGUUUAUUUUUUUUACUUGUGUUUGUUUGUUUACUAUUUGUUUUUGUUUAUUAUUUUGUUUGUCGUUUGUUAUUUUUGUUAGUCUCUUUGUUAUUGGUGCAUGUUUGGUAUUGUUUAUCUGUGAUUAUUUGUAUCUGGGGUGGUUUGUUUGUUUGUUAGUGUUUGUCGUUUGCUGUUCGGUCGUUGUUGUCAUCUGUUUGUUUGUCUGGUCCAACGGUUUUUGCUCUUUAAAAAAAAUGUUCAAUGGAUAGCCUUCUUGUAAAAAAGUCUCUAUUUUUAGUUAGUUUAAAACUUUAAUGUACAAAAAUUUCUAGUUUAUAUGUUUUCAUAUAUUUUCUCGACAUAUAUUUUAUUUUCAUUGUGUUUAGCUAUAGAAUAUAUUAUGUAGAUAAAUAGUAACAAAAUCCCUUUUUAUUAGC